Marmota flaviventris (yellow-bellied marmot) is the source of this 1476-nucleotide messenger RNA. It is a transcript of the gene Mlc1, whose product is annotated as modulator of VRAC current 1. Gene Ontology annotation, cellular component: plasma membrane; endoplasmic reticulum; cytoplasmic vesicle. Lineage: Eukaryota; Metazoa; Chordata; Mammalia; Rodentia; Sciuridae. Gene Ontology annotation, biological process: regulation of response to osmotic stress. The record is from RefSeq and is a predicted model, not a curated record.
CCUGUCCCCAGUGCCAUGACACGGGAGGGGCAGUUCAGGGAGGAGCUGGGCUACGACCGAAUGCCCACACUGGAGCGGGGACGGCAGGACCCAGGCCGGCAGGACCAGGGCAGCUACACCCCGGACGCAAAGCCUGGCGACCUUCAGCUGUCUAAGAGGCUGCCCUCGUGCUUCAGCUACAAGACCUGGGUCUUCUCCGUGUUGAUGGGGAGCUGCCUUCUUGUGACCUCGGGAUUCUCCCUCUACCUGGGCAACGUGUUCCCCUCUGAGAUGGAUUACUUACGGUGUGCAGCGGGCUCUUGCAUCCCCUCAGCCAUCGUGAGCUUCGCUGUUUCAAGGAGAAAUGUCAGUGCGAUUCCCAACUUUCAGAUACUGUUUGUUUCCACAUUUGCUGUCACCACCACGUGCUUGAUAUGGUUUGGGUGCAAACUGGUCCUGAAUCCAUCAGCAAUCAACAUAAACUUCAACCUCAUUCUGCUCCUCCUGCUGGAGCUUCUCAUGGCAGCCACAGUGAUCAUCUCUGCACGGUCCAGUGAGGAGCCCUGCAGGAGGAAGAAGGGCUCCAUCUCCGACAGCAGCAACACUCUGGAGGAAGUGCCGUUUCCUGCUCGGGUCCUGAAAUCCUAUUCGGUGGUCGAGGUCAUCGCUGGUGUCUCUGCUGUCCUCGGUGGGGUCAUUGCUAUGAACGUGGAUGAAGCGGUCUCGGGCCCACAUCUCUCAGUGACAUUCUUCUGGAUCUUAGUGGCUUGUUUUCCAAGCGCCAUUGCCAGUCAUGUGACGGCGGAAUGUCCCAGCAAGUGCCUGGUGGAGGUGCUGCUGGCCAUCAGCAGCCUGACGUCCCCACUGCUGUUCACGGCGUCCGGGUACUUGUCCUUCAGCGUGGUGAGGCUCGUGGAGAUCUUCAAAGAUUACCCACCAGCCAUCAAAUCCUAUGACCUGCUGUUGCUGCUGCUGCUACUGGUGCUGCUGCUGCAGGGCGGCCUCAACACUGGCACCGCCAUCCAGUGCGUGAGCUUCAAGGUCAGCACGAAGCUGCAGUGCACGUCCUGGGACACCCAGGCUGGCCACCAGGAGCGCCCAGAGGGGGAGGUGGCCAGAAGCCCCCUGAAGGAGUUUGACAAGGAGAAAGCCUGGAGAGCCGUUGUGGUGCAGAUGGCCCAGUGACCAGAGUAGACGUCCAGCUGCACAGACCCCACUGUCCUGUGGCCACGACUCUCUAACACACCCUUUCCCUUCCUGAGGGCAGCUUUUAUUCUCAUCAGACUUAACUUUGAAGUAGGUGAAUGUGGGCUGUUUUGUCCUGUGGGAUCCGUCAGCUUAAUGCUACUUUGGUGGCCCAGCCACCCAGGCCCCUGCGAAGAUGGCAGAAGGGCAGCUGGGCAGAGGCCUCUCCACAUUCCAGGCCUCUCUGGUCCAGCUUCCUUGGUGUGCCCUUCCCUGUGGCCUGUGUGUGCUGUGGCUCUUCCUCACUUUGCG